AUGGCCGACUCGGUGUUCCUCGAUGAAGUGUCGUGCUUUUUGCACAGCUUCGACUGGACGGCCGUUCCUGGCAACGUCCUGGUCCAGUCCCUCGACAAAGACCCACCGCCGCUGCUCACGAUGCCAAGCGCCGACACGGCCGUGCAAUUGCUGGAUCAAGUCACGGCCUCUGCCGCAGUGUACGGGUCCGAGGGCUUCCCAGACAGUCUCCGCGACAUGCGUUUAUCGUGCAGCGACGCGUCGUUGACCGAUACGGAAAGUCUGCGGUCGGCCCCACUGUCUCCUGCCAGGGCCGAUGCGGGCGAGAGCGUUCGCAGUCGAGAUGCCAUUCGGCGCAGCUCGUACCGAAAGAAACAAAAAGACCAACGACUGGCUCUGCAUGAGCUGGUGAACACGCUGUCGCAUCAACUGGCACUGCUGCAAAAGAAGAAGACCAAGGCGAUCGUGCAAGCGGGAAGUGCCGAGCGCGAUCGCUCGAUCAUGUGGAAAGCGCUGGCAGAUCGACAGUUGCAGGCCAAACUGCGGGCAGAAGAACAACAUGGCCGAUACGUUGAGGCAGUGAAGCACCAGUCAGCACUCAUCCGGGAGCUGGGAGCCCUCGUGAGGAAGCGGGUUCGAGACGAACGGCAGGAAGGAGGAAGUGAAGGCUGUUUGGUCAAGAAAGCGCGGCGCAAGUCGCCCGAUCAAGCGCUGUACGAGACGUAUAUCCAGAAGCUCGACGACGUGUAUGCACAGACGGACAAAGUCUGGGAAGUGCUGGCAGUGGAUGCGACGGCUGAUCCGUCGGACGAGAAGGACGAAGCAAAUGUCUUUUACUUGCGCUCGCAACGGGCGAUGAAAGAUGAGGUGUAUCAUGAACUGGCGGGGAAGUUGACGACACCGUUCUCGUUCGAUCGAUUACGGGCUCGUAUCGAUCGUGCGUGCAGUCUAGAGAACCUCCAAGGCUACACCGAAGUAGAGGGGGCUUGGAUUCCCGAUAACACGACUAUUGCGAAAUACCAGGGAUCCGUCCCCGGAAGUCGUGGUACGCUCGUGCAGUUCCACGUUGCGCGAAAGUAUUGCGAAGGCCAUCGAGUCGUUAUUGUCUGGAAGAAGUUUACCGAAGGGGAAGGCGACUUUGCUGGCAUGCACUCGGAUGGCACUGGCUGGUGCGUUUUCCAGCCGUCACUGAGCAGUGUGGAUGGGUACGCCGGGACUUCAUUAGAGUCGGUCACUCGGUUCGUCCCCAUGAAUUUCAGCUCUGCGGCCUCAGGCGCGAAAGAGAAGCUGUUCACUGACGCAAUCAUCAAAUUUGAAGAAGAAAUGUGCCAAACUUGUCUGAGGACGAUGGAAGAAGUUCUCUUGGAUGAUGCUCUAGGAGUGUGUUGA
Messenger RNA from Hyaloperonospora brassicae, 1368 nucleotides. Lineage: Eukaryota; Oomycota; Peronosporomycetes; Peronosporales; Peronosporaceae. The record is from the annotation of a GenBank genome assembly.